UGCUUCUCUUUGUCAGAGGACUCACUUCCGUUUUCAUGUUUGGUCCAGGUUUCUGGAAUUUACUAUCUAGUGAGACUCUGGGCCAUCUCUUGCUCUGAAUAACAGAAGUUCUAACCUGGUGUUUUGGAGACGGAGCUAAUAAGAGGAACUCCUUUUCAGCCUAUUCAUAGUUUGAGUCCGUCAUUUUAUUUUAUCCUUGAAAAAACACGACUGUUUACCUAGCUAGCUGGCUAGCAUCAGCCAGCUGAGUUAAACCACCUAGCAUGUUUCGGUUCUUGAAUGACGUUGACGACGACCCCUACAUGAUGGAUCCAUUUGCAGCUCACAGGCAGCAGAUGAGGCUAAUGUUUGGACCAUUUGGCAUGGAUCCCUUCGCCCUCACCCCCCAGAUACAAGCACCCCGUGCACCACGCAGACAGGCUGGUCCGUUGGCCCCCUUUGGCAUGAUGGGAAUGGGUGGAGGAUUCAUGGAUAUGUUUGGCAUGAUGGGAGAAAUGAUGGGAAACGUGGACAGGAUGUCCGGCUCACCGAACUGUCAGACGUUUUCCUCGUCAACAGUGAUCUCCUACUCCUCGACAGACUCCGGGCCUCCCGAAGUUUAUCAACAGACCAGUGCGACGAGAACAGGCCCCGGAGGGAUCCGCGAGACGCGACAGUCGAUGAGGGACAGUGAAAGCGGCCUUGAGCGUCUCGCCAUCGGCCACCACAUCGGGGAGCGUGGGCACAUAAUGGAGCGUUCCCGAAAUCGCCGCACUGGAGACCGCGAGGAACGACAAGACUUCAUUAACCUUGAUGAGACUGAUGCUGGAGCGUUUGAUGAGGAGUGGAGGAGGGAGGCAGUAAGAUACGUUCCCCCGACUGCCCGGGGGCUGGAGUACGGCCGGGAUCGACGGGGAGGAGGCCAGCAGCUCGCCCUUGCCGCCCCUCCCAGCUCAACGACCCCACCAGGACAUCGGCACGACUCCCCGAGAGACCGUCAGCCCCACACCCGUCCACGUUACGACUGGUGAGAGGUGUCACACUUGGGCGACUAGAUGGAAGAAGUUGAGGGAAGAUUUCCCCAAUACUGUGAACCACGCUGAAGAUGGAAGUUGAUGACCGUCACAACUGCCCGUCGUAAAUGUUUGAUAUGACUGGACUGUCUAUUCAUGAACCACACAUACGCACACACACACACACACACACACACGAACGAACGAAAACCCCACGCGCUUGAUAGUUACAUUUACAGUUCUCCUUCGCCACUGCUACACAACACACACACACACACACACACACACACACACAAUGCACCCUUGUGCAAACAAGGGUAUAACUACACUCACUUUAUAUAUACUCAUUCUCAAAACUUGACAUGUGUUUUUGCCCACUGCACUUCAGUGCUACAGUAUACAGUACAUAGAUCUGCUGUACAGUCCAUUUUAUGUUUGUGAAGGCACUAGUGUGUCAGUGAAUUGAAUUGUAUACAGUUAACCAAUUAAUCUAACGAAAUAAAAGUUCAUUAAACAUUGUUAGAUAAUAAUUAAAAUGUGUCUCUGUUGUGGUUGUGUUUGAGAUUUCAUGCCUUGUGUAAUAAAUCAUGGAGUUUUUUCUAAAACUGAAUCCCUCAA
Molecule: messenger RNA, 1610 nt
Organism: Gasterosteus aculeatus aculeatus (three-spined stickleback)
Lineage: Eukaryota; Metazoa; Chordata; Actinopteri; Perciformes; Gasterosteidae
Gene: mlf2
Product: myeloid leukemia factor 2
Source: RefSeq, a predicted model, not a curated record